Messenger RNA from Mya arenaria, 461 nucleotides. RefSeq lists its product as uncharacterized. The transcript is spliced from 3 exons. The record is from RefSeq and is a predicted model, not a curated record. Lineage: Eukaryota; Metazoa; Mollusca; Bivalvia; Myida; Myidae. Bases 1 to 408 code for a protein of 135 amino acids.
AUGGCUUUGAUUGGGUUGUUGGCCACACGGAAGGCGACAGAGAACCUCGACUUAAUACAAAUAACUGGCGUCGUAAAAUACAUGAUUGUGUGUAACUUCUUGCUGUCAUUGCUGUGCAGCGUUCUUGCAGCCGUUUCCAGCUUUUACUCCUUUCUGGUCGUGGAACAAUGCUCUCAUAUCAACUCCAAGUACUACGAGCUGUGUUUGCCUAACAGUCGGACCAAUAUCGGCCUUUCAGUUGUUGACGGAGUCGUAUGUCUUUUCCUGUUCAUGCUAUCCGUGCUCGGGAUCUCACAUUUCAGUCAAUACGGGUCCAAACUCUGCUUCAACACUGACGAAGAGGUGCCAGUCCGCAAGGUGGUGCCGCUAGCCCUUGUGCUUCCGGGACAAUCAUAUGGCCAGGGUUAAAUACAAUGAUUCCGCCUACGGUUGUGAUGUAAACAUUUUUUGUGGGCAGUCGA